Messenger RNA from Agelaius phoeniceus (red-winged blackbird), 2290 nucleotides. The record is from RefSeq and is a predicted model, not a curated record. Lineage: Eukaryota; Metazoa; Chordata; Aves; Passeriformes; Icteridae.
AGGGGUCACCAAAGGGUCCAGGGGCUCCCUGGCCACGCCCUCUCCCUGAAGCCACGCCCACAAAGCGGCCGUUCAAAUGGCCACGCCCCAACCAGGCCACGCCCAUCCAGACCACGCCCACCAGGCGCGAUGGGAUUCGCCGGGAACUUCGGGUUUUUUUGGUUCGUCCUGGGCGCCCUCGGCCCCCUCCCCCCCCGCGGAAGGGCAGGGCCUGUGCCAGCGCCCCCUGAACGGGACCCACUGCGGGUGCCCCAAGGGCUUCGAGGGAACCCCCUGGGAGAGCAGCCAGCCCUGGGAGCAGCGCUGUGAGGACAUCAACGAGUGCCUGAGGGAGGGGCCCCCGCCCUGCCCCCCCUCCCAGAGCUGCCACAACACCGAGGGGGGGUUCAGGUGUGAGUGCAACCGGGGCUACCGGGCCGGGACCCCCCCCAGACAACGGGACACCCCCGAAAACGGCACCGGGACCCCCGAAAACGGCACCGGGACCCCAAAAAAACAGCACGGGACCCCCGAAAAUGGGACCCUGAAAACGGCACCGGGACCCCCGAAAACGGCACCGGGACCCCCGAAAAUGGGAUCGGGACCCCCGAAAAUGGCACCGGGACCCCCGAAAACGGCACCGGGACCACCGAAAAUGGGAUUGGGACCCCCGAAAAUGGGAUUGGGACCCCCGAAAAUGGCCCCAUUUAUUGUGAAGAUGUGGACGAAUGCGCCGAGGUGGGGGAGGGGCUGUGCGGGGGGGGCUCCGUUUGCCUCAACACCCCCGGGGGCUUCGAGUGCCACUGCCCCCCCCCCCGGCCGGGGACCCCCGGGGCCGGACGGGUGCCCAGCGGUGCCGGUGCCCCCCGAAAUCUGCCCCGAGGAGGAGGAGGGCUGUGAUUUGGGGGAGAGCCUGGCCCGGAUUGCGGAGGAGCUGAGGGGGGGGCGAGACCCCCGGAGCCUCCUGCAGGAGCUGCUGUCGGUGCUGGGGGGGGCCCUGGGGGGGUCCCUGGCCGCUGCCCCUCCCCCCCAGCGGCUCCCCCGGCUCUCGGCGCUGCUGGAGGCGGGGGAGGGGCUGGCCCGGGGCGCGGGGACGCGGCUGCCACAAGGGGGCGUCACCAACGUCACCAUGGAGACCGCAGCUCUGUCCCUGGCCGUGUCCCGGGGUGCCCCCCCCGGCCCUGUCACCCUGGGGGUCCCUGGGGUGACGCUCGAGGUCCCCCCCGAGGUGGCCCUGGACGAGGAGAGCGGCCUGUCCCUGGUGGGGCUGCUGACCCUGGCGGGGCUCCCCGGGGCCCUCUCGGGGGCUCCCCCCGUGCUCUGGGGGGUUGGGCGCGGGCCCUGCCCCGCCCCCCCCCGCCGGGGCCGCCCCUUCCCCGCGUUCCGGGUCCUGUCCCCGGUGGGCGCCGCUUUCGUGGCCCGCGCGUCCCCGAGGCCGCCCCGGGACGGCCCCGCGGCCACGCUGCGGUUCCGGCACCCGGCGCCGGACCCCAAAUUGGGGGGGACGAUCGUCUGCGCCUUCUGGAACCCCCGGGCGGGGCGCUGGGACACGGGGGGGUGCCGGGUGGUGCCCCCCAAAAACGGGACCCCCCCCCCACGGGGAGCCCCCCGGCACCGUCUGCGCCUGCGACCACCUGACGAGCUUCGCUGUCCUGAUGGCCUUCAACGAGAUCCAGAUAUCGCUGAUGAUGUCACUGAUGAUGUCACUGAUGGUGUCACUGAUAUCACUGAUGGUGUCACUGAUGAUGUCAUUGGUGUCACCAUCCCCUCUCAGGACCAUUGGCUGCUGGACCUGGACCAUUGGCUGCUGGACCUGGUGACGCGUGUGGCCCUCUCGGUGUCCGUGGUGGCCCUGGUGGCCGCGGCCGCCACCUUUGCCCUGUGCCGCGCCGUGGCCGAGCCGCGCCGGACGCUGCAGCUGCACCUGAGCCUGAGCCUGCUCGGGGGGCACCUGGCCUUCCUGCUGGGCAUUGAUGGGGCACACAGCCCGGUGUCCUGCGUGGUGACAGCGGUGGUCCUGCACCUGUCCUACCUGUCAGCGUUCUGUGUCCUGUGUGGUGACAGCGGUGGUCCUGCACCUGUCCUACCUGUGUCCUGCGUGGUGACAGCGGUGGUCCUGCACCUGUCCUACCUGUCAGCGUUCUGUUGGAUGGCUCUGCAGGGCGCUCACCUGUACGUGCUGCUGGUCCAGGUGUUCGCCCCGGCCUGGCUGCGCCCGCGGCCGCUCCUGGCCCUGGGCUACGGCCCCGCCCUGGCCAUCGUGGGGCUCUCGGCGGCCGCGUUCCCGAAGGGAUACGGGACCGAUCAAUAG